Merops nubicus (carmine bee-eater) is the source of this 3735-nucleotide messenger RNA. RefSeq names its product microtubule-actin cross-linking factor 1-like. Gene Ontology annotation, molecular function: structural molecule activity; cadherin binding. The transcript has 13 exons. NCBI's taxonomy places the organism in Eukaryota, Metazoa, Chordata, Aves, Coraciiformes, Meropidae. The record is from RefSeq and is a predicted model, not a curated record. Gene Ontology annotation, biological process: regulation of focal adhesion assembly; intermediate filament cytoskeleton organization; regulation of microtubule-based process. The annotation marks the transcript as partial. Gene Ontology annotation, cellular component: actin cytoskeleton; membrane; intermediate filament.
UGCACCAAGCUUGGCUCCCACCUGAACACCUUGCUGGACCACUACCAGCAGUUCCAGGAGGUGGCAGAGUCCCUCAGGACGUGGCUGCAGGAGAGCGAAGCUGGUGUUGGAAAUCUGCUCUCAGAGACAGUUUCUUCAGACCCGGCUGUUCUGCAGGAGCAGCUCGCCAGCACUAAGCAGCUGCAGGGAGACCUUGCUGAGCAUCAGGUGCCUGUGGAGAAGCUCCAGAAAGCAGCUCGGGCUCUGCUGGAGGUCCAAGGGGAGCCAGCCCCGGACCACGGGCACAUUCAGGAGACAACAGAUGCCAUCGUGAGCCGCUUCCAGAGCCUCUCCCAGCAGCUGGCCGAGCGCUCAGACCUGCUGCAGAAAUCCAUCGCCCAGUCCCAGAGCGUCCAGGAGAGCCUGGAGAACCUUCUCCAGUCAGUGGCUGACAUUGAGAAGAACCUGGAGAGGGAGCAGCCAGCCACACUCUCCUCUGCCUCCAUCCAGGACUCGCUCGCCACGAGCGCGAAGCUGAAGCAGGACAUCGCCCGGCAGAGGAGCUGCCUGGAGGCCACCCGUGAGAUGGUGACCCGCUUCAUGGAGGGGGCCGACAGCCCCACGGCCUCUGCCCUGCAGGGCAAGCUGGCGGAGGUGACAGAGCACUUUGGGAGGCUGUGCCAGCAGCAGCAGGACAGGGAGGACGUGCUGAAGGGGCUGCUCCCCAAGGUGGAGCGCUACGAGGAGCUCUGGGAGCAGCUGCAGCACUUCACGGAGAGCAGAGCGCGGGCGCUGGCGGCCGGCAACCAGCCCGAGCGGGACAUGGCCCAGUUCUCCCAGCACCUCCAGGAGCUGAAUUCAGAGAUGAGGCAGCACCAGGAGGACCUGGCCACCCUCGAGCAACUGGCUGCAGAACUGGACUCCUGCAGCUUUGCCUCCAGUGCCUCCCAGCAGCAGGAGAAGCUGCAGAGCCUGAAGAAAGACUUCCUGCAGCUGCAGAAGGUGGCAAAAGAGAGAGAAAAGGAUGCAUCGUCCUGCCAGGAGCAACUGGAUGAAUUUCGGAAGCUGGUCGGGGCCAUGAGGAAGUGGCUGAGGGAGAGUGAAGGCAAAAUGCCACCUGCUGAGACCUCCCUGGGCACCCAGGAGCUGCACCAGCGCAGGCAGCAGAUCCAGGAUCUCCUAGAGGAGUGGAAGGGGAAAGGGGCCCAGGUGGAGGAGAUCAGCCGCAGAGGGACCCUCUUGGAGAACCUGAUCAUGGAGAUUACGGCCCCCGACACCCCGUCCAAGGCAGAUCUGACCGAGAUCCAGUGCGAGGUGUCGGAGAUGCAAGAGGUGCAGGAGGAGGCCAGCUCCAUGCUGAAGUGGCUGGAGUCGAAGGAACAGAUGCUGUCGGAGCUGGACGCCUCCUCCUCGCCCACCAAAACGGAGACGAUGAGGGCCCAGGCUGAGCACAACAAGGCAUUUCUGGCUGAAUUGGAACAGAAUUCAGGGAAGAUCCAGAAGGUGAAGGAAGCACUUUCUGGCUUGCUAGAGAAAUACCCAGAUUCUCCAGAAGCAGCGAACUGGAAGAAGAUGCAGGAAGACCUGAAUUGCAGGUGGGAAAGGGCCAGCCAGGCGACGGCCGAGCGGCAGCAGAAGCUGGAGGAGUCGGUGAACCAGCUGGCCACCUUCCAGGCUGCUGAGGCCCAGCUGCGCCCGUGGCUCAUGGAGAAGGAGCUGAUGAUGAGUGUGCUGGGACCCCUCUCCAUCGACCCCAACAUGCUGAACGCACAGAAGCAGCAGGUCCAGUUUAUGCUGAAGGAAUUUGAAGCUCGCAGACAGCAGCACGAGCAGCUCAACCAGGCAGCUCAGAGCAUCUUGACUGGCCCUGGAGAUGUUUCUCCAUCCACCAACCAGGUGCGGGAAGAACUCCAAGGGGUUAAUCAGAAAUGGUCCGAGCUGACAGAACGCCUCAACUCCCGCUCCAGCCAAAUUGACCAAGCCAUAGUGAAGAGCACCCAGUACCAGGAGCUCCUCCAGGGCCUCUCGGAGAAGGUGAAGGCGGUUGGGCAGCGCCUGAGCGGCCAGUCUGCCAUCAGCACACAGCCUGAUGCUGUCAAACAGCAGCUGGAGGAAACCAGCGAGAUCCGCUCGGACCUGGAGCAGCUGGAGGAGGAGAUGGCAGAGGCUCAGACCCUCUGUGAUGACCUCUCCGUCCUCAUUGGGGAGCAGUAUCUCAAAGAUGAGUUGAGGAAACGUCUGGAGACGGUGGCGCUUCCUCUUAAAGGGCUGGAGGACCUAGCAGCCGACAGGAUGAACCGGCUGCAGACCGCGCUCGCCAGCUCCCAGCAGUUCCAGCAGAUGUUUGAUGAACUCAGGACCUGGCUGGAUGACAAACUGUGCCAGCAAGCUCAGAGCCAACCCAUUUCUGCUAAACUGGAGAGGCUGCAGAGCCAGAUUCAAGAACAAGAAGAGUUCCAGAAGAGCCUCAACCAACACAGCGGCUCCUACGAGAUGAUUGUAGCCGAGGGAGAAUCUUUGCUGCUUUCUGUCCAGCCUGGGGAAGAGAAGACCACCCUGCAAAAUCAGUUGGUCAGCCUCAAAACACACUGGGAAGAGCUCAGCAAGCAGGCUGCUGAUAGACACUCUAAGCUCAAGGACUGUUUGCAGAAAGCUCAGAAGUACCAACGGCACACGGAAGAUCUCCUGCCUUGGGUGGAGGACUGCAAGGCGAAGAUGUCGGAGCUGGAGGUAACUCUGGAUCCAGUGCAGCUGGAGGCAACUCUUCUGAGGUCCAAGGCCAUGCUGGGUGACGUGGAGAAGCGCCGCUCCUUGCUGGAGAUGCUGAACAGUGCUGCUGACAUCCUGAUCGACGCUUCUCAGGCCGACGAGGACGACAUUCGGGAUGAGAAGGCUGGCAUCAAUCAGAAGAUGGAUGCCAUCACAGAAGAGCUGCAAGCCAAGACUGGCUCCAUUGAAGAAAUGUCACAGAGGCUCAAGGAGUUUCAAGAGAGCUUCAAGAACAUUGAGAAGAAGCUGGAAGGGGCGAAGCAUCAGCUGGAGAUCUACGAUGCGUUAGGGCCACAAGCCUGCAGCAAUAAGAAUCUGGAGAAGCUCAGGGCACAGCAGGAGGUGCUGCAAGCCCUGGAGCCACAAGUGGAUUAUCUGAAAAACUUCACUCAAGGUCUAGUAGAAGAUGCCCCGGAUGGAUCUGACUGUUCCCAGCUCUUAAGCCAAGCUGAGGUGGCUCAGCAGGACUUCAAAGCUGUGAAGCAGAGAGUAAACGACUGCUGUACGCUCAUGGAGAGCAAGCUGGAAGGGAUUGGCCAGUUCAAUAAUCGGGUCAGGGAGAUGUUCUCUCAACUGGCAGAUCUUGAUGAUGAGCUGGACAGCAUGGGCCCCAUUGGGAGAGACUCUGACAGCCUUCAGUCCCAGGCAGAGGAUGUCCGUGCCUUCCUGGGCAAGCUCCACAGGCUCAAGUCUGACAUUGAAGCUUCUGAAAGUGAGUGCAAGAAGAUGCUGGAGGACGAAGGGAGCCCCGAUUUAUUAGGACUGAAACGUGAGUUGGAGACACUGAAUAAGCAGUGCAGCAAACUGACAGAGAGAGGCAGGAACCGUCAGGAGCAGGUGGAGAUGACCCUGUCCCGUGUGGAGGACUUCUACAGCAGGCUGAAGGAGCUGACCCAGAUGACAACCGCGGCGGAGGAGAACGAGGCGUUGCAGUGGGUGGUGGGAACAGAGGUGGAAACCAUCAACCAGCAGCUGGCAGACUUCAAG